UUCUGUCAGAAAGUUUCCACGUGUUCACUCAUUGGUCCUCGGUACAAAUAUCUUCUUGGCAUCUCUCUCCUUACUUUUUAGGACUGUUUUUCUGGCUCUGCUUUUGUUAUUCGUACUCCUUUGUUGUCGUUCGUUUCUCUUCCACUAAUUAAAGAGCCAUGAAAAUUGCCAAGGGCAAGGGGACAGCAAGGACGGAAAAGAAGGAAGUAUUACUCCCGGUUGAGGACAGGAAGAUUGGAAAGCGAAAGGCAGCUCUAAAGGCUAAUGAGAGUAGCAAGAAACGAGUCAAGAAAGAAAAAAUCACCAAGAAGGACCCUAACAAACCCAAAAGGCCUCCUAGUGCUUUCUUUGUUUUUCUAGAAGAGUUCAGGAAGGUAUACAAACAAGAGCACCCCAAUGUGAAGGCUGUGUCAGCUGUGGGGAAAGCCGGAGGAGAGAAGUGGAAAUCCUUGUCCGCUGCAGAGAAAGCUCCAUAUGAAGCUAAAGCAGCAAAACGAAAAUCAGACUAUGAAAAGCUAAUGACAGCUUACAAUAAAAAACAGGAUACGGAUGAUGGUGAUGAUGACGAUAAUGACGAUGACAACAUCGAACAAUCUCACAAGUCCAAAUCUGAAGUCAAUGGCCAAAAUGACGAGAGUGAUGAGGAGGAUGAGGAUGACGAUGGUGACGAUGAUGAUGAAGAUGACUGAUCAAGUGGGCAUGUGGGCUGAUUAGGCUUGUGAUUGAUCCAGGCCAAAAAUCCUAGACUUUGUAAGUGAUACGUUCAGGUUAUGUCAUGUCUGUGGUGGUGGUUUUCUGAAACGGGCCGAAGUUUCUCUGCUCUCGGUGCUGCCAAGCAGUCAUGUAAGGUUUACUCGUAUAUUUACCACGCGUGUAUCUAACUAUCUCAGUUGAAUCAUUAAUGGAUUCUGAGAACUAAAUGCGUCAUGCUUUUGUAUGCUAUCUGGGAAUUCAGUAAUGUUUGAAGAAGAAAAGCAAUCAAUAGAAUUUAUGUUUUGUAAA
Molecule: messenger RNA, 1002 nt
Organism: Populus nigra (black poplar)
Lineage: Eukaryota; Viridiplantae; Streptophyta; Magnoliopsida; Malpighiales; Salicaceae
Product: high mobility group B protein 1-like
Exons: 8
Coding region: 159-689 (176 amino acids)
Source: RefSeq, a predicted model, not a curated record